UUUAGAGAUCGCUCAUUUGGGCAUUUUAGUGUCUCCUCUCUUUGUGAACGCACCCUGGACAUUUCAUCAUGACAGCAGAUGGUAACCCAGACAGGUUCACUGAGCCCAGACCAAUGGAAUAUGGAGGUCACAAUCAGAAAACGCCUCAAACUAAAUGUUGUUCUCCAACUCUGAAGAUCUUUAUUGGUUUACUUGCCUUCUGUUAUUUCACAAAAACUCUAACGGGGGCUUACACCAAAAGUACCAUCACUCAGAUUGAGAGGCGGUUUGAGAUCUCAAGCUCUAAGGUUGGCACCAUCGAUAGCAGCUUUGAAAUGGGUAAUCUGUUGGUCAUUACUUUUGUCAGCUACUUUGGCGCUAAGUUUCACCGACCAAAGAUCAUUGGAUCAGGGGUCCUGUUGAUGGGUGUAGGGACACUGUUAAUGGCUUUACCUCACUUCAUCAUGAGCCGAUAUAAGUAUGAUACAGCUGCCACCCACAUUAAUGAUCCUUAUAAUGUCACAGUGAGCUCCACAUGCUCAUCGGACCACAAGAAUCCCGUUCAACAGCUUGAUUCUGGGUGUCUAAAAGGGGAAGCGGAAAGCUCACCCAUGUGGGUCAUUUUACUGUUUGGAAAUAUUUUGCGUGGCAUUGGGGAAGCAAGCAUCGGCCCUCUGGGAAUGUCAUUCAUAGACGAUUAUGCACAUCCAGAAAACUCGGCUUUUUAUAUUGGCUGUCUGCAGACACUAGGAGUGAUUGGGCCAAUUUUCGGUUACUCGCUUGGAUCUUUUUGUGCUAGUCUUUAUGUGGACAUUGGCUUAGCAAACCAAGAGAGUGUGACCAUCACCCCUCAGGACUCUCGCUGGGUUGGGGCCUGGUGGUUGGGUUAUGUGCUUUCUGGGCUGUUGACCCUUCUUGCUGCUUUGCCUCUCUGGUUCCUGCCAAGAGCUCUACCUGAAUACCCCCAAACCUCUAAACUAGACCACCCCUCAAACCAACACAAACACACGCUCAGCAUUACAGAGAUAGCCAAAGAUUUUGGACCAUCUCUAAAAAGUCUGUUUACCAGUGGGAUUUAUCUCCUAUACAUGGUUUUCAAUGUGUUGGCAUUCAAUGCCUUUACCAUUUUCAUAACAUACUCGCCAAAGUAUUUGGAGCAGCAGUUUGGACAAAGCGCAUCUAAGACCAAUUUUCUCAUAGGAGUAAUGUUUAUUCCGUCAGCGGCUCUGGGUAUGUUCUUAAGCGGUUGGAUCAUGAAGAGGUUUAAACUGGAUCUGUUGGGAGCUUCAAAACUGUUGUUCUUCUCCUUUGUAAUCUCAUUGAUUUUCAGCAUACCAUACUUUGCUCUCAGCUGUGAAAUCACAGAUGUCGCUGGGGUCACAGUGCCCUAUCAAAGAUCUGUUGAAGUUCAAGAUGUAAGCAUACUCACUUCAUGCAAUGCUGACUGUGGGUGUCCUGACUUCCAAUGGGAUCCAGUGUGUGGACAAAAUGGAGUGACCUACAUCUCUCCAUGCCAUGCUGGCUGCAAGUCCACUCUGGGUGCAGGACAGAAUAUGACAUUCCACGGCUGUACAUGUAUCCAGAGCUGGGGACUGACUUCUGGGAACUCCUCAGCCGUGCUCGGACAGUGUCCACGAGAGACUAGCUGCACUACAAUGUUCUACAUCUUUCUGGCACUGAUGUCCCUCGCCUUCUUCGUGUACUGUCUGGGCACCGUUCCCUUCUUCCUCAUUUCACUGAGGAUUGUGGAUCCGUCUCUGAAGGCUCUCUCGGUGGGUGUAUUUACGCUAGUUUUAAGACUUUUUGGUGGUAUUCCUGCUUCCAUUUGCUUUGGUGCUCUGAUUGACUUGACCUGCCUGAAAUGGGGCCAGAAGAAAUGCGGUGGAAGCGGUGCAUGCAGAAUAUACGACACUGAAACUUUCAGGUACCUAUUUCUGGGACUGAUCGGCUCUCUUAAGAUAAUUAGCUGUACUAUGUUAUGGAUUUUCAUUUUAAAGAUUAAAAAGAACGUACAGAAAGACAAGCAAAUAUCCAAGGACAACGAACUCCACUAUACUGCGCUACGUGAUCCAGAACAGGACAAUUUCUAAAAUAAUUUAUAAUAAUUUUCUUUUGUUCCUGUUUUUUUUUCCAUUUUUUUUAUUUCUGUCACCAGGUGCCUGAGUAUCAUCUAUUCCAUUUAUCUGGUGUUCCACUUCCUUCAAAGUUAUUUAUGGUGAUUUCUCACCAGUGCACGAAUGUUGUACAUGUAAAUUUAAGUAGUUUUCACUUGGUUACUUACUGUGUUACCUUGAUUAAUAUUCAUAAUAAAACAUAUUUAAUUUUAUAAUGCAUUACUGUGAUCGGUGUCAUGAAUCAAAAAAUGACCAAAAGUCACCUUGAUACUCUAUUUGUGGGUGUUUUAAAUUUUGUAUACUCAUGUGAAACUGAUAUUUUUCACAAAAAUUUGUUGUGAAACAUACUGUGCAACGGUAUAAGAAAAAGGCAAACGCUGCGCAGUUGCAAGUUCUAAUAAAUUAUAUAAAUGUACAAACAGUA
This is a messenger RNA of Puntigrus tetrazona (Sumatra barb), 2517 nucleotides long. RefSeq names its product solute carrier organic anion transporter family member 1C1-like. The transcript has 15 exons. Gene Ontology annotation, cellular component: membrane. The record is from RefSeq and is a predicted model, not a curated record. Lineage: Eukaryota; Metazoa; Chordata; Actinopteri; Cypriniformes; Cyprinidae. Bases 69 to 2069 code for a protein of 666 amino acids. Gene Ontology annotation, molecular function: protein binding. Gene Ontology annotation, biological process: transmembrane transport; sodium-independent organic anion transport.